AUGACUCAAGACGAGUACAAUACUCGAGCGCCGCAUGAAGGCAUGUCGCCUGGUCGAUAUGCAGCCACGCGGCUCUCGUCGCUCAAACCUCCCAUGCACAACGUGCCGAAUCCCAUAAAACUGCUGCGCAUGCUCAACUCACAGCAAUGGGCAUUCUUUUUCAUUGCUUUUGCAGCUUGGACAUGGGAUGCCUAUGACUUUUUUAGCGUAUCAUUAACGGUGACAGAUCUCGCUGAGACCUUUGGCAAGUCUAAAAAGGAUAUCACAUGGGGAAUCACCCUAGUCCUCAUGUUUCGAUCUGUCGGAUCCAUCACCUUUGGUAUCGCAAGUGAUCGCUACGGACGAAAGUGGCCCUUUAUCAUCAACAAUCUCCUAUUUAUCGUGCUUGAGCUUGGAACUGGAUUUUGUCAAACCUAUAAACAGUUCUUAGCUUGCAGGGCAUUGUUUGGCGUCGCCAUGGGAGGUCUUUAUGGUAAUGUUGCUGCCACAGCCCUCGAAGACUGCCCAGAAGAAGCUAGAGGUUUAAUCUCAGGAAUGCUCCAGCAGGGAUAUGCCUUUGGAUAUCUUCUGUGUACCGCUUUUGCACGAGGCCUCGUCGAUACAACUUCUCAUGGUUGGCGUCCUCUCUUUUGGUUCGGGGCUUGCCCACCUGCUCUGUUCAUCAUCUGGCGUUUCAUGCUCCCCGAGACACAGGCCUACCAAGAGCGCCAGCGUUUGAGGCAAGAAGCCGGGGCAGACGGAAAGGGGAAAGUGUUCAUCAAAGAAGGAAAGGUUGCCCUCAAGCAUCACUGGAUACUGCUUGUCUAUCUCGUCCUUCUCAUGGCUGGCUUCAACUUUAUGAGCCACGGCAGCCAAGACUUGUAUCCCACAAUGCUGGAGAAUCAGCUCAACUUCUCCAAAAACAAAGUCACCGUUACUCAAGUCGUAGCGAAUCUGGGAGCCAUGACUGGCGGUUCUGUUGUUGGUUUCUUGAGCCAGUCUGUUGGUCGGCGAAUCAGCAUUAUUGUGUGCUGUAUCGUGGGAGGCGCCCUUCUUUACCCCUACACUUUCGUUCGCGACUCAUCCAUCAUUGCAGCUGCGUUCUUUCAACAAUUCUGCGUGCAAGGAGCCUGGGGUGUCAUUCCUAUUCACUUGAUGGAAUUAUCUCCUGGUGCAUUCCGAACUUUCGUCGUCGGCACCUCUUACCAGCUCGGCAACCUCGUGUCAUCAGCUUCUUCUACGAUUGAGGCCACUAUUGGCGAACGUUUCCCCCUUCCCGACAAUGCAGAAGGUGAGAGUCGAUAUGAUUACGGAAAGGUCAUCUGCAUAUUCAUGGCCUGUGUGUAUGUAUACGUGAUUGUGUUGACUUUCGUCGGUCCCGAGAACUUGAGGGGCAAGUUUGAUGUUGCUCACGACGCGGACACAAGGGAGGUUAUGGGUACCCGAGCAAUGGACCAGGCAGACCAGUAUCGGAGAUCGGGAGAUGAAGAGAACUUUAGGAAGGAUAGCACUGAGAAGCCUGAAGUUGCACACGUGCGGGAUUAG
Fusarium pseudograminearum CS3096 is the source of this 1524-nucleotide messenger RNA. RefSeq lists its product as uncharacterized. Gene Ontology annotation, cellular component: plasma membrane. Gene Ontology annotation, biological process: plasma membrane lactate transport. The record is from RefSeq and is a predicted model, not a curated record. Bases 1 to 1524 code for a protein of 507 amino acids. The transcript is spliced from 5 exons. NCBI's taxonomy places the organism in Eukaryota, Fungi, Ascomycota, Sordariomycetes, Hypocreales, Nectriaceae. Gene Ontology annotation, molecular function: secondary active monocarboxylate transmembrane transporter activity.